UUCUGUUGCAGAAAGCAUGGCGUCGGGUCACAUCGGCAGGCUGGCUAGCCUGUUUAUUCGUGUUAACACCAGCAAAAAUAUACAAUUUAGAGCCGGAACUUUUCUGUCGUCUUGCAACAAAUCUACUAUCAGAGGUGCAUCCUUGAACGAUAACAAUGAUGUGGAAAUCGCAGUGACAUCUGAUGGAAACACAAUAGUGUGUUAUCAUCCGACAGAAGACGUACCCUAUGAGCUCACACAGCCGAUUGUCAGGCCAGACGCUAUCAGUGAUCAUGCAGAAACCCAUGAGCAGGUGCUCAAAGCCAGACUCGGUAAAGACGUUUUAAAUAACAAACAGGCCCCGACUAUAGAGGAGCUCAGUAAGAUGUUUUACACCACCAAACACCGCUGGUACCCCGUCGGACAGUAUCACACCAGACGCAGAAACCCAAAUCCACCCAAAGACAGAUAGAUGCUUUUUCUCUCCUCUCUAAUGUUCCUUAUGUAUUGCUUCACAUUAAAUAAACCCUUCAUUCAUC
This is a messenger RNA of Puntigrus tetrazona (Sumatra barb), 518 nucleotides long. RefSeq names its product 39S ribosomal protein L42, mitochondrial-like. The transcript is spliced from 5 exons. Gene Ontology annotation, cellular component: mitochondrial large ribosomal subunit. The coding region runs from base 17 to 451 and encodes 144 amino acids. Lineage: Eukaryota; Metazoa; Chordata; Actinopteri; Cypriniformes; Cyprinidae. The record is from RefSeq and is a predicted model, not a curated record.